Hypomesus transpacificus is the source of this 2310-nucleotide messenger RNA. It is a transcript of the gene psen2, whose product is annotated as presenilin 2. Gene Ontology annotation, biological process: amyloid precursor protein catabolic process; negative regulation of apoptotic process; protein processing. Gene Ontology annotation, cellular component: lysosomal membrane; apical plasma membrane; ciliary rootlet. The transcript is spliced from 11 exons. Gene Ontology annotation, molecular function: aspartic endopeptidase activity, intramembrane cleaving. The record is from RefSeq and is a predicted model, not a curated record. NCBI's taxonomy places the organism in Eukaryota, Metazoa, Chordata, Actinopteri, Osmeriformes, Osmeridae. Bases 155 to 1492 code for a protein of 445 amino acids.
GACACAAACAGCUGAUGCGAAAGUCUUACUUGCGAUUCCGCUUUUUGACGGAGAGAUCACUUCCAGAUCCUACAUCCAGGCGUUUACACAUUUACUUUGGUUUAGUUUAUGUCAAAUUAAGGAUUACGAAGAGUUGUGACAAACAUUCCCAUUCAUGAAUACCUCGGACAGUGAAGAGGAGUCAUAUAAUGAAAGGACAGCAUUGGUUGCUUCCGAGAUUCCCCCCGUGCCGUCCUACCUGGAAGAGCCUGACCAACCCUUGCCAUCGGACAUGGAACCCAAAAGACAUGAUGGUGUAGCCCCGGUCUCCAGCAGGGAGCGUCCUGGUGCCCACCGCAGCACAGUGGAGAGGGAGCCCGACAUGGAUGAGGAAGAACUCACCCUCAAGUAUGGCGCCAAGCAUGUCAUCAUGCUCUUCGUCCCCGUCACUCUCUGCAUGGUGGUGGUGGUGGCCACCAUCAAGUCAGUCAGCUUCUACACGGAGAAGAACGGCCAGCAGCUGAUCUACACACCCUUCACAGAGGACACUACUUCUGUAGGCCAGCGGCUCCUAAACUCGGUGCUCAACACUAUCAUCAUGAUCAGUGUCAUUGUGGUCAUGACCAUCUUUCUGGUGGUCCUCUACAAGUAUCGUUGUUACAAGUUCAUACAUGGAUGGCUCAUCCUGUCUUCUCUAAUGUUGCUAUUUUGGUUCAGUUUCAUGUAUCUUGGGGAGGUGUUCAAAACGUACAACAUAGCCAUGGAUUACCCCACAGUGGCCAUUAUUAUCUGGAACUUUGGGGCGGUGGGAAUGAUAUGCAUCCACUGGAAGGGGCCUCUGCAGCUCCAGCAGGCCUACCUCAUAGUCAUCAGCGCCCUCAUGGCGCUCGUCUUCAUCAAGUACCUUCCGGAAUGGUCUGCUUGGGUCAUCCUGGGAGCCAUUUCUAUCUACGACUUGGUUGCAGUGCUGUCCCCCAAGGGUCCUUUGAGGAUGCUUGUGGAGACUGCGCAAGAGCGAAAUGAGCCUAUUUUCCCUGCCCUUAUAUACUCAUCUGCCAUGAUAUGGAUGGUCGGAAUGGCGAACCCUUCAACACAUAGAGAGUCUGGAAAUCAAGAUACAGAUGAAGAGGCACACCAGAGUGAUGGCAUUGCCUCGCAUAGUGAUGGAGCUGAGCCAGAUAUCCAAGUGUCCUCAGGGUUGGCCAGAUCCUACUCAACAGAUGAUGACCUAGAGGAAGAUCGUGGAGUAAAGCUUGGACUGGGAGACUUCAUCUUCUACAGUGUGCUGGUGGGAAAGGCUGCCGCCACUGGAGGAGACUGGAACACCACCCUGGCCUGUUUCGUAGCCAUACUCAUAGGAUUGUGCCUCACUCUCCUCCUGCUGGCCAUCUUCAAGAAGGCCCUACCAGCGCUGCCUAUCUCCAUCACCUUCGGCCUCGUAUUCUAUUUUUCCACUGAUUAUCUGGUCCGGCCGUUCAUGGACAACCUUGCGGCUAACCAGUACUACAUUUGACCCCUAGUACAAUCCAUUUUUCAAUUUGACGGUCAAUGGAAUAUUUUUUUUCACCACAUUUUCUAUGGCUCUACUUGUUUUCUACCAGUAGUGUUUAUUUAGCAAUUACAUGGAUUGGAUAGAGAUUUGGGGUGGGGAAAGAAUCAUAUUUAAUUUAUUGCUUUGCAUACAUUGUGUUAACAAACCAUGACGACUUGUGAGAAUCAGCUUUAUUGAGUUGUACAUUUUAAAAUGGAAUUAUAUCCUCUCUCUAACAACAGUUUUUACGACACCUAAAUCAACCAUGCAUUUAAAUUAAGUUCUGCUUGCAGUUAAUUCAGUCUUUUUCACUACAUGAAUGACAAACACGAACAUUAACCUUGACAAAGGGAGUGCCAAAGGUGGGUCUUGGAUGACACAAAUACAGUAUUCAUUGAAAACUAAUUCUGUGGCCAGCUGUAGCUUUAAACUCCAGUAUGAUGGUUGCCUGAACGGAGUUCUUUCAGUCUUUGAUAGUAUGUGUAGACUUUAUAUCGAAGAAUAUAUAUUUUAUAGAAUGUAAUGAAAUGUGUAACAUUUGAUAUCUAAGCUAAUUGUUAAAUGUACUUUAGUCCUUUAUGUUUCGUUUGUUGAUAAUCUCAUGUAUUGAUUCUAUUGUCAUGUGCAAAAAAUUCUGAAGGAGAAUAACUUAUUAUAUAUUUGUCAUGCAAGGCUAGCCCUUGUGUAUCUGUACUGGAAUAAUGUUCAGGUUCAAAUGCUUGGUGUCAUCUUUUAGUUUUUCUGCUUUUACACGCUUAGUCAUGAUUUGUUGGGUUUAAAAUAAAUAAGAUAAAAUUGGG